AUGACACUUAGUCCCUCCGACCAGCUGACUUCCCAAACGCGCCUGCCGAUCGCUGAAGCCGACAACUGCAGCAGAAGUGACAGCGUCAGCAGCAUUAGCAGUGUCGGCAGCAGCAUCUUCGGUCGCAUCGCUGAAGACCACCCGAUAGAGAAUGACACUUUGGAGAAUGGCACUAGGGCCAAUUUAUGGUUCGACCUCGAAAAGGUCUACAACUUGCACGACGUACAGCACAUUCAGUUCUGGCCUUUCAAGAAGAAGGUCGUAAAAAUCGUCAGUCUACGCCUCCGUCUAUAUCGAUCUAGCUUCAUUGCCCUCAAUCAAUGUCUUUUGUCUGCGAUCCUCGCCGCGCCCACAACCAUCAGCCUCCGGCUGACGCUUUUUACGCAGCGCCAUCAACGGUUAUGCACUCAGUGGUCCUGGGACUCUUUGAAACUGACAGAAGCCGCGCUCAAAUUUAUCGGAAACGAAUUCGCAGGUCAUGUUAAGAAUAUUACGCAGGUGGAAAUGCCGCACAACACAGGAGGGCAAGUGUACCUUGUUGACUUCAACGACACUGAGGAGGAAGAGGAUUGA
Bacidia gigantensis is the source of this 573-nucleotide messenger RNA. RefSeq lists its product as uncharacterized. Bases 1 to 573 code for a protein of 190 amino acids. The record is from RefSeq and is a predicted model, not a curated record. The transcript has 2 exons. NCBI's taxonomy places the organism in Eukaryota, Fungi, Ascomycota, Lecanoromycetes, Lecanorales, Ramalinaceae.